AUGGGACCGAAGCGACUGAUGGUGACGCUCACCAUUCCCCGACGCAAAGACGGUCCAGCAUCAUCUCGAACAGAAGAACCAAUUGCUUCCAACAGUGGGGAUGGUGACAACAUGGCCCUUGCUAGAACGGCUGACGAAACCAGCGAUCAGUCUCGUGGCUUGGGGGUGAGCGAGUCUUCAUGCCCAGCCAUCAAGCAAGAGGGGGGGACCGAAACAGCAGAAACUCCCUCUGCCUCUGCAUCAAACAUGAAAGAAACAUGCGACAAAAAGUCAACCACUUCAGGAGCUGCCGAAGGAAAGCAUUCUGUGUCAUCUCCCGAAGUAAAGCCCAACAGUCCAGAUUCAAUGGAUAUCGACAACGGCCCUGGCACCAAAACAACGAUGGGAGAGCCGCUGCCUUUCGUGAGCGAUAACGACAACAACAUCAAUGUCAACGCCCUCGGCAAAGCCGUCGGACCAACCAACGAAGCAGAACAACCGACCCCGAACAUCUUGGCAAGUAUCGAGACAGCAAACAAAGCGCCGAAUAGACGGAAGCGAAAGGCUGAGUCGAGCAGCGAUCAAGGUCCACCCACCAAGAAGAAACCCGGAGCAUACCGGAAGCCACGCAAACCGGCACUUGAGGCAGCAAAAUAUGUAUCGCAUGCCAAUUCUCUCGUGCUGAGUGGGAAAACAGCAGAAAUGCCUGAGGACAUUGACUUGAAUCUGCCAACAAUAUCCCAAGCACCUGCCAAUGUGCGUGAUCAUCUUAGAGCCUUGGAGAAGGCUGGGCUCAAGUUAGCUCGCGCUGACCCAGAAACCAUCAAAACUCACGUCAAGGUUCUAGGCGGCUUGUGCCAUGUUUUCAAAAACAUCGAGCCAUGGCUGUUUGAGCGAGAUGGCGAACCGAGAGUGGAUGACUUCAAAUGGAAGGUCCAGGGUUUGAAACAUCCGCUACAUUCUCACCAGAUGCUUGGAAGUGCAAUCAUGAUCGUGAUUGAGAGGGACGAGAACCAAGGAUCUGGUCUCCUUUUGGACUUCAUGGGUUUCGGGAAGACUGUGCAGACUCUGACAUGUGUUGUCUCAAACCUUGUGAGUUCAAACAAGGGCCAAGGCAAGGGCAAAGAGAAGGGCCAACGGAAAGGUCAACGGAAGGGCCAAAACCUGAAGGACGGUUCGGCCACAACUCUUGUCGUUGUCCGCAAGUCUGCUGCCCCACAGUGGGUGGAUGAGGUGAAGGAGCAUACCAAUUCUCAACUGUCUGUUAUCCUCUGGACGAGACAGACUGAGAUAACGAGGGAUGCAACGCUGGCUGCUGAUAUUCUCGUCGUCACAUACGACCAAGUCCGGGCUAUGCUGAAAGCCUGCAAGAGCGGCAAGAUCACCUCCUUGUUGUUUGAGGCAUGCUUCCAGCGCAUUGUCCUGGAUGAGGCACAUAGGAUGAAAAAUCGGAACUCGGAGACCUUUAAGGCUUGCAUGUGUCUGAAAGGCAAGCACAGAUGGGCGUUGACAGGCACUCCUAUACCAAAUGGCGCGCAUGAGCUCUGGCCGCUCCUCAGAUUCAUUCAGCACCCCAGUGUGAAGGACUUUCCUCAUUUCAAGAAGGAUUUCCUGGCCAAACUGAAGUCCGAAGGGGGCGUGGAGUACGAGGAUUUGCGCAACCUCCUGAUGCCAAUUACGAUCAUGAGGACUCCACGACACCAGUUUUGUGGUAUACCUCUGGUAAAUUUACCACAAGACCACGCUGUGACAGAAGUAGUUCCACUCAGUGCUGAGGAAAAGGUCAUAUUGGCAUAUCUCGAGGGCAACAUCUUGAGCUACCUCAAGAUGAAGCAUGGUGGAAGGUGCAACUACCUGUGCCUCAGAGAGAGGUUCACGAGAUACAGGCAAUUCAGUGCGAGUCCUCUAUUGCUCGAGGCCCCGGUCAAAGAUGGCCUGUGGACCAUCGAACAGGUGGGACUCAUGAAGGGGGAGGCCCACAACACUGGAGCAACACAGACGCCGAUUAUGGAUUUGUUCGAGCAGUGGAUUUUGGAGCCGAAGCAAGACCAUCUGGCGCCGACUGGACACCGGCGAAUUGACAGCACAUUUGCUGAAGCAGACCUCAUGGUGUGCCCUCUUUGCUGGAAUGCGCAGACCACGCCAAUGCUGGCAGAAUGUGGUCACAUAUGGUGUAAAGAAUGCGUCGAAGAGAGGCAGAAAUCAUGCCGGCUGAUGGAGAUAGAGAUCUCAUGCCGCAAGUGCAAGCGCCUCAUCGGAGAAGUACGCCCUUACAACCCAGAGGCGGCACGCGAUCCUGAACAGGAUGCAGCGAGAAGCCAGAAGGGUGUUGACCAUAAUGGCUUCCAGCCUGCUGGUGAUGAGGGAUCUACUUUGUUCCAAUACUUGGAUCAAAAUCCCGAGGCUUCAAUUCCGUUGAACACAAAAAUGAAGCGUAUGCUUGACUUGAUUCUCAAGUGGAAGGCUGAGGCUCCAAAGGACAAGAUCAUCGUCUUUUUCCACUUCAUUGGCGUUGGCCGACUUCUCGGACGGUUGCUUCAGGGUCAUGGCAUCGGCUACCUUUAUUUCGUCGGGAAAAUGAAUAGCGAUCAACGUCAAGAUGCCAGGGUAGCUUUUGAAGAAGACGAAGCAGUCAAGGUUCUCAUGGUCUCCAUCACCACUGGAGGUGAGGCUCUCAACUUGACAAUGGCGAAUCGAUGCAUUAUUUACGACCCGUGGUGGCACCGUGCAGUGGAGGAACAAGCAUUUGGCCGCGUGAAUCGCAUAGGGCAACAGAAGGAGACUCACUGUGUGCGUCUGUUUGCCGAGGGCACCAUUGAUGACCGCAUGAAUGACCUUCAGAAAAAGAAGAAGAAACAACAGAGCGCAAUAGCCGAACUUGAAGCCAGCAAAGGACUUACAGCCAAGACACUUCGACAGAUCCUGGAUGGCCGGAGCAAAGAAGGAGGCAGCGACGGUAGUGAUGCCGACACCGACAGUGAAGACAGCGGGGACGACGACGAGGACGAUGGCUCUGAGUCUGAGCCGGAGGAUCCGAAUGAUGGGGAUUGGGUGGCCUAG
Molecule: messenger RNA, 3039 nt
Organism: Diaporthe batatas
Lineage: Eukaryota; Fungi; Ascomycota; Sordariomycetes; Diaporthales; Diaporthaceae
Exons: 3
Coding region: 1-3039 (1012 amino acids)
Molecular function (GO): ATP-dependent chromatin remodeler activity; ATP binding
Source: RefSeq, a predicted model, not a curated record